Coffea eugenioides is the source of this 963-nucleotide messenger RNA. RefSeq lists its product as uncharacterized. NCBI's taxonomy places the organism in Eukaryota, Viridiplantae, Streptophyta, Magnoliopsida, Gentianales, Rubiaceae. The record is from RefSeq and is a predicted model, not a curated record. The transcript is spliced from 3 exons. Bases 290 to 643 code for a protein of 117 amino acids.
AAAAGAGAUAUUUAUAGCAAGGACAACGAAAGUGAUCAGAGCCACACGAAUUUAUCAUAUAUCAGCCAUUGUUGAGAAGAAGUCAGGACUAUUCACUUCCACGUGGAUUAAAAAGUCUGGACAAAUGUACUACGGGUUGCUAAACUUGCCAGCGUUUGGCGAAGGUCCGGGAAACAAAAGAUCCAGAAGCCAACUUUCCCCUGGCGCAGAGCAUCAAAUUUUCUUCUCAUACACGCCGAAAUAGCAAAACAGAAAAAAGAUCAGCAGUAGCGGAGAAGGAUAAAUAAAGAUGGCAACGGUGGUGUCUAACGUCACGGCAUUUCGGAAGAUUGAGAUGUCCGGAAAGUUCAAAGUUACUUGCAGAAAGAAAGAGAGAGACAGAGGUCAAAACCAGCACUACCCUUACAAAGUCAUCGAAAUUACUCCGCCGCCCAAGAACCUCGGCAUUCGCUGCUUUCCCUGUAAUGUGCAGUGCGGGGAGAGCGUGACAAUUGAAGGCCGAGCUUAUACGGUAUCAGCUGUAACUCAUCGAUACCAACUCCGAAAGGGGAAGUAUGAGCCUAGUGAGAAGAGGCUUGAUGUACUGUCCACGGGAAGAUACAUUUUGAACUUGUAUUUGGAAAACUUAAUGGAAAAAUCAUAAUAAUCUAUUCCUAUUUAGCACAACAUUUACUCCAAAGUAAGUAGAGAGUUAUGAACAGUAGGACUUUGGUGGGAUGGGAGGUCAAGUGUUCAAAUCUUGUCUUUUACCAUUUGCCGUUAUAUGUGGCCUGUCACUUUAAAUAGUUCCAUGUAUCUGUCUGAAUCGGUGAUGGUUUAGUCUUCACCGAUUUUCCCUUAGGUCUCUUCAGGCUAUAACAGUAGAGAGUUAUAACAGUAGCCUUAGCACAUUGACCUAUGUAGUAGAUUUGUAUGAUGAUGGGGAAUGAUUAAUUUAGAGUCCCAGCAUUCAGCAACCCUAAA